AUGGGGAAUUAUAAAUCCAGACCUACUCAAACUUGCACUGAUGAAUGGAAGAAGAAAGUCAGUGAAUCUUAUGUUUCUGUAAUAGAGAGAUUAGAAGAUGACCUACAGAUCAAGGAAAAAGAACUUACAGAACUGAGGCAUAUAUUUGGCUCUGAUGAAGCCUUCAGUAAAGUCAAUUUAAAUUACCGUACAGAAAAUGGGCUAUCUCUACUUCAUUUAUGUUGCAUUUGUGGAGGCAACAAGUCACAUAUCCGAACUCUUAUGUUAAAAGGCCUCCGCCCAUCUCGACUGACAAGAAGUGGAUUUACAGCCUUACACUUGGCUGUUUACAAGGCUAGUGCAGAAUUGAUCACUUCCAUGCUUCACAGUGGAGCUGAUAUCCAGCAGGUUGGGUAUGGUGGCCUCACUGCCCUGCAUAUUGCUACAAUAGCUGGUCACCUGGAGGCUGCUGAUGUACUGUUGCAGCAUGGAGCAAAUGUCAACGUUCAAGAUGCAGUUUUUUUCACCCCACUGCAUAUUGCAGCAUACUAUGGCCACGAACAGGUCGCCCGCCUCCUUCUGAAAUUUGGUGCUGAUGUAAAUAUAAGUGGUGAAGUUGGAGACAGGCCCCUCCACCUGGCAUCUGCGAAAGGAUUCUUUAACAUUGUGAAACUCUUGAUAGAAGAAGGCAGCAAAGCAGAUGUGAAUGCUCAGGAUAAUGAAGACCAUGUCCCACUCCAUUUCUGUUCUCGCUUUGGUCACCGUGACAUAGUGAAAUACCUGCUUCAAAGUGAUUCAGAAGUUCAGCCCCAUGUUGUUAAUAUUUAUGGAGACACCCCUCUGCACCUGGCAUGCUACAAUGGCAAAUUUGAGGUUGCAAAGGAAAUCAUCCAAAUAUCAGGAACAGAAAGUCUGACUAAGGAAAACAUCUUCAGUGAAACAGCUUUUCACAGUGCUUGUACUUAUGGCAAAGACAUUGACCUGGUGAAAUUUCUUCUUGAUCAGAAUGUUCUAAGUAUCAACCACCAAGGAAGAGAUGGGCACACUGGACUACACUCUGCUUGUUACCACGGUCACAUCCGCCUGGUUCAGUUCUUACUGGAUAAUGGAGCUGAUAUGAAUCUGGUAGCUUGUGAUCCCAGCAGGUCUAGUGGCGAAAAAGAUGAGCAGACAUGUUUGAUGUGGGCUUAUGAAAAAGGUAUAUUUUUAAUCAUCCAUAUAGUCAAGCACGUGGAAAAGUUAAGGUCAGAGCUACCAGGAAAUCAAGAGACAAAUUGCAUUGGGGAAGUCAGCUAUAUUUCUCUUGUGAAGCCUUUGGGUAGAUUAAAACUUCUGUUUACAGAGAAAGCAGAUGUUCUCCUCCUCAGGGCUGGAUUACCCUCACAUUUCCAUCUUCAACUCUCAGAAAUCGAGUUCCAUGAGAUUAUUGGUUCAGGUUCUUUUGGAAAAGUGUAUAAAGGACGAUGCCGGAAUAAAAUAGUAGCUAUAAAACGUUAUCGAGCCAACACUUACUGCUCCAAGUCAGAUGUGGACAUGUUUUGCAGAGAGGUAUCCAUUCUCUGUCGUCUCAAUCACCCUUGUGUGAUUCAGUUUGUGGGUGCUUGCUUGAAUGAUCCCAGCCAGUUUGCCAUUGUAACUCAGUACAUAUCAGGAGGUUCUCUGUUCUCCCUUCUUCAUGAGCAGAAGAGGAUUCUUGACUUGCAGUCUAAAUUAAUUAUUGCAGUAGAUGUUGCCAAAGGUAUGGAGUACCUUCACAACCUGACACAGCCAAUUAUUCACCGUGACUUGAACAGCCACAAUAUCCUUCUCUACGAAGAUGGGCAUGCUGUGGUGGCAGAUUUUGGAGAAUCAAGAUUUCUGCAGUCUCUGGAUGAGGACAACAUGACAAAACAACCUGGGAAUCUCCGUUGGAUGGCUCCUGAGGUGUUCACCCAGUGUACCCGCUACACCAUCAAAGCUGAUGUCUUCAGCUAUGCUCUGUGUCUGUGGGAACUUCUUACUGGAGAAAUUCCAUUUGCUCAUCUCAAGCCAGCUGCUGCAGCAGCAGACAUGGCUUACCAUCAUAUCAGACCACCCAUUGGCUACUCUAUCCCCAAGCCUAUAUCAUCUCUGCUGAUGCGAGGAUGGAAUGCAUGUCCUGAAGGAAGACCUGAAUUUUCUGAAGUUGUUAAGAAGUUAGAAGAGUGUCUCUGUAACAUUGAGCUAAUGUCUCCUGCAUCCAGUAACAGCAGUGGGUCCAUCUCACCCUCUUCUUCUUCUGAUUGCCUGGAGAGCCGGGGAGUCCCUGGUCGGAGCCAUGUAGCAGCUUUAAGGAGUCGUUUUGAAUUGGAAUAUGCUCUCAAUGCAAGAACCUAUGCUGCCUGGUCCCAAAUCUCUGGACAAUGCUCGUCUCAAGGCUUGUCUUUAGAGGAAAUGAAAAGAAGUCUUCAAUUCUCACCUGUUGAUAAAUAUGGCUACGUGUCUGAUCCCAUGAGUCCGAUGCAUUUUCAUUCUUGCCAGAAUAGUGGCAGUUUUGAGGACAGCAGCUGA
Molecule: messenger RNA, 2508 nt
Organism: Elephantulus edwardii (Cape elephant shrew)
Lineage: Eukaryota; Metazoa; Chordata; Mammalia; Macroscelidea; Macroscelididae
Gene: TNNI3K
Product: TNNI3 interacting kinase
Exons: 26
Coding region: 1-2508 (835 amino acids)
Biological process (GO): protein phosphorylation
Molecular function (GO): ATP binding; protein kinase activity; protein binding
Source: RefSeq, a predicted model, not a curated record